GUUUGUGUGUGUCACGUCAACUAUGUCAACUUCCCCUUUACAGAAGACCCGCGAGUGGAAACCCUUAGAGCAGAGGACGUGCACAGAUAUCCCAUGGCUGCUCCUGUUCAUCCUCUUCAAUGUCGGCAUGCUCUGCAUCUGUGGCUUCGCCAUAGCGACAGGGGCCGCCUCCAGACUCAUAUCAGGGUACGACAGCUACGGGAACACCUGCGGUCAGAAGAACGCCAAAAUCCCAGGAAUAGAUCUCAGCGGCCGCGACCACACAUCCAGAAAGUAUGUGUUUUUCCUGGACCCCUGUAACAUCGACAUACUGAGAAGAAAGUACUUUAGACAUCGAGACACACAGAGUUUCACAGGUCUGCGGCUCUUGAAGACUUAUGAGGAUCUCACAAAGUUCUCCACGGCUAACGGAUCUGAUUUGUGCUCCUAUGACGUCCCGCCAGACACGUAUUCAUCUCACCGUAAUCGAACAACAAAAUGUCCUACACUUCCUGUCCAUCCAAGUGCAUCUUUACCAGUGUUUCACCGCUGUAUUCCCGUUGACAUUUCCUGCUACGCCAAGUUUGCCGAGGCCUUCAUCACUUUCGUCAGUGACAACAGCGUGGUGCACCGGGUCAUUGCUGGAGUGAUGACAUCCAGAGAGAUCAUCAUGGGCCUGUGUCUGCUCGCUCUCGGUCAGCUGUUCUCAUCAAAACUUAGGAAACCAACAUUCAUACAAAUGACAUUCCUCAAAACUUCCAUUAACAUCUUUCAAGUCAUAAAUAUAAAACCUGAUUUGCAUCAGUGCUAUUUUUAA
Molecule: messenger RNA, 796 nt
Organism: Sinocyclocheilus grahami
Lineage: Eukaryota; Metazoa; Chordata; Actinopteri; Cypriniformes; Cyprinidae
Product: choline transporter-like protein 1
Exons: 5
Coding region: 23-796 (257 amino acids)
Biological process (GO): transmembrane transport
Cellular component (GO): membrane
Molecular function (GO): transmembrane transporter activity
Source: RefSeq, a predicted model, not a curated record